Stegastes partitus (bicolor damselfish) is the source of this 702-nucleotide messenger RNA. RefSeq names its product clarin 1 (gene clrn1). Gene Ontology annotation, biological process: equilibrioception; sensory perception of sound. NCBI's taxonomy places the organism in Eukaryota, Metazoa, Chordata, Actinopteri, Pomacentridae. The record is from RefSeq and is a predicted model, not a curated record. The coding region runs from base 4 to 702 and encodes 232 amino acids. The transcript is spliced from 3 exons.
ACCAUGCCGAGCCGCCAGAAGCAGCUCCUCUUCUCCGUGUCCGGCCUGCUCGGCUUCUCCUGCGCGCUCACGGCCGCCGUGGCCACCGGGCUGCCCUUCUGGCUCCGCGGGGCCGCGCUCUGCCGAACCGGGGCCGAGCUGGUCAACGCCACCGAGCCGGAGCUGGACAAGUUCCUGGGCGAGCUGAGCUACGGGCUGUUCUCCGGCCAGAGGGUGAAGCAGUGCGGCCUGGGGGGACGAGCGUCGCGCUUCUCCUUCUUCCCAGACCUGCUGAGCGCCAUCCCAGCAGGCCUCCACGUCACCGUCAUCUUCUUCUGUGGUGUCGUGAUCCUCUUCUCCUCCGUGGCCACCGGCUUCUUCUUCUUCAACGCCUUCGGUCGACCCUACGAGACGCUGCAGGGCCCCCUGGGGCUUUACCUCUGGACCUUCAUCUGCUGUCUGAGCAGCUGCCUGGUGAUGAUCCUGUUUGCGUCGGAGGUGAAGUUCCAUCGUCUGUCCGAGCGAAUCGCCAACUUCAACGAGGUGAACUUCGUCUUCCAGACGUACAGCGAGCGCUACGACCGGUCCUUCUGGCUCUUCUUCCUCGUCUUCGUCCUGCAUGGACUCAACGCCGUUCUGAUCCGGCUGGCAGGAAUCCAGUUUCCCUUCCAGGAGAGCAAAGAGGUGGAGCUGGGCGGCGGGGCGGCGGACCUCAUGUACUGA